Molecule: messenger RNA, 3363 nt
Organism: Fusarium tjaetaba
Lineage: Eukaryota; Fungi; Ascomycota; Sordariomycetes; Hypocreales; Nectriaceae
Product: triacylglycerol lipase V precursor
Exons: 5
Coding region: 1-3363 (1120 amino acids)
Source: RefSeq, a predicted model, not a curated record
AUGGGCUUAAAGUCUCCUCCGACAGGUCCCUGUCUCCUAUGGUUGCCCACGAAAAGUUACAUCGGCCUAUCGGGAGGAGGGGAUAAUUCCGAUGCAGGUAACUGGCCUGUGGUCUGCAGAUUCUACGUUGGGGAUGUUCUUUUUCUCCUUCCGAUAUCCGUCAAUGUCAUUGGAAAUGAUGCGGAAUUCGUGAAGGCUGCUCCAAUAUCAUUCAGAAUGGCCUUGGAGCCUGAUCUGAAAGAAGAGCUUUGCGAUCAGAUUCACGAUUGUGUUAACAAACGUGGCGUGCACCAAGAUUGCGACGUCGGGUGGUUUCGUCAAGAUCUCAAACCAAAACCACCAACGCGCCUCAUAGAUGUUGAUACCAAUGAUUCCAGUAUCGUCCGACUCAUCGUAACCGCCGAGGAUUUGCACAAAGACUUCAUCCCCAGGUAUCUCACGCUCAGCUAUUGUUGGGGCUCUACCAAUGAACACGCCAAAACUACACGAGCAACAAUAGCUGCGCGGCGCGAAGGGAUCGCAGUACAUGACCUCCCGAAGACUAUACAAGAUGCUAUCCAACUGACGCGACUAUUGAAGUUUCGGUAUUUAUGGAUUGAUGCUAUAUGUAUCAUCCAGUCAGAUAUUGACGAUGUGUACCUUGACGAUUGGAAUACAGAAGCACCGCGCAUUGGAGCAUACUACCUACAUUCUAAAUGCCUCAUCUCGGCAUCCGCUGCUUCUGAUAGUAGCCAGGGGCUCUAUGUGGAGCAGAGUGCUCGAAGAUAUCCUCUAAGCACUUGUGCACUAGCUUUCAGCAAUGACAAGCAAGAGUAUAUCUCUCUCUUAGUACCAAGACCAUCGCCUUCAGAAGAUUGGUCCGCUGAGCCACUAAGAUCAAGAGGAUGGUGUCUCCAAGAGGCCGUUCUGUCGCCUCGAAUCCUUCAUUGGUCCAAGCAUGCCCUUAUAUGGCAAUGCAACGGCACAACUAAGAGUCUUGCAUAUGGAAGUGACUUGGACACCGCUCGAGACAUUAGAGCCAGUCAGUCGCAUUUAAGCCUUGCCCAAGAACCUGACAGUGCAAUGGGGGAAGCAUGGACAGAGCUUAUAUCCAGAUACUCCAAGAUGCAUUUCACCUUCGAGACUGAUCGACUUAUCGCAAUUCAAGGCUUGGCUAACCGACUUGUCGACCUUCACGGUGGCGAGUACUUUGCUGGAGUGUUUCAUUCACACCUUGCUGAUGGGUUGCUAUGGAAGAACUCGUAUGACAAAGCUCACAAUGCACUCAAUGGAGUACCAACCUGGUCUUGGGCUACGAGGUGCCUUAAUAUUUGGUUUCUCCCAGUCUCAUAUUAUUUCAUACGGUUCACGAAACCAAAUGUCUUCCCAGACAACCGCAGCCCCAUAAACCUUGACACUCCCGAGAAACGUGCUCUCCGAUUUGAAGCUCCACUGCUGAGCAUUAACCUCGGAAGACCGUUCACGGAAGCUGAUAUUGUUUCAACAGUGAGAAGACCUGUAUUUUCAUGUCACGUCAGGUUCACGGAAGACAGUGAAGACGAAUACGCCGUGAACUUUGAAUACGAUGCCGAAAGCCUGAUGCCUGAAACCAAGAACUACAUCUCAGCAUCUGACCAAUCAGACGGAGCGCAGCAUGCUACCAAGUUCAGUAAGGUCAAUAUCGCCUCGACAAAGUCAGAGGUUCGGUAUAAGUCUGGACUUGCCAUUGGCUAUCUUCUGGUGUUUCGAAUAUCAUCAGUCAUCGUCAUGGUUUCUUACAAACUUCUUACAGUCGCUUUCUGUACGGGAGCGACACUCGCGCUUCCACAAUCCAAAACCGCCAGUGCCCCAACCGCUACCAUCGACAACGGCAUCAUUAUCGGAACUUCAACAUCUAUUCCUGACUCCAAGGUCGAGGUCAACCAGUUCCUAGGUAUCCCAUUCGCCGAAAAACCUAUUCGCUUCAGUGCCCCAAAGCCAGCCAAACCAUGGGAUACUCCCUACAAUGCCACCGUUUACAAGCCCGCUUGUUUUAUGAAGUUCAACUACCCAGAAGAACGACGGAAUCAAACGAUUAAAAUAUUUGCUACCCCUGGGGCACCAGCAGGGACUAGUGAAGACUGCUUGAACUUGAACAUUUAUACCCCUGCAGGUGCAAAAGCUGGUUCAAAACCUGUUGCGUUCUGGAUUCAUGGAGGAAGUUUCAGUCAUGGGUCUGGAUCUUUGCCUUAUUAUGAAGGAUCCAAGAUGGCGGGCUAUGAAGACCUGGUUGUCGUUACUGUCAAUUACAGGACCAACAUCUUUGGAUUUCCUGAAACCUACGAUCUGCCAAAGGGACAGUGGAAUCUUGGCUUCCUUGACCAACGGCUAGCCCUGUCUUGGGUCCAAGACAACAUCGCUACCUUUGGAGGAGACCCCAAGAAAGUCACCAUCUUUGGUGAAAGUGCCGGCGCAGGAAGUGUUGAUGAUCUUCUCACAGCUCCACCAGAUCCCCUCCCUUUCCGUGCAGCUAUUCUACAGUCGGGCUCUGCUUCAACAAACGUCACACCUACCGGCUCUUGGAACACUGCAACCAAGCUAGCUGGCUGUGAAAACGGCGACUUUGAUCAGGUCCUUGAAUGUAUGCGCGAGAUUCCAGCCGCUAAGCUCAAAGAUAUCAUUGAAAGGGGUAUGCUCGAUUUUGCACCUCUCAGCGAUGACGGAGUCACACUAUCAAACUAUCCCCGCGACAUCCGCAUCCAGUCAAAGAGCAAGCCAAAAAUCAUGGCCCGAGUUCCUGUUAUGUUGGGCACAACAGCAGAUGAAGCAAGAAUUCCUCAGUUCAUGGACAUCACCGUAAAAGAUGCCCUGAAAACCUUGGCCCCUGGGAUAAGUGAUUUUCAAGUCUCGCUACUCAAGUUCCUCUACCCCAUCGGAUCUCCCGGAAUCAACAACGAAUUCGAUCAAGUCACUAGAAUUGCCACUGAAAUCGGCAUGCAGUGUCCCAUUCGCUACGUCGCAGAAGACUUCGCUGAGGCAGAUAUCAAGACUUGGCGAUAUAUCUACAAUGCCAGCUUUGCCAAUACUGAGAUCUUCAAGGGCAGUGGAGCAUACCACUCCGCGGAGAUUCCAACUCUCUUUGGGACCUUUCCCGAGAAAGGUGCUACUGAGUUUCAGGAUAAGCUGAGCAGGGAGAUGCAGAAGGCUUGGGGGGAGUUCAUCAGAGGUCCCGAGAAUGGUCCAGGGUGGGGACAAAUUCCUAAGGUCGGUGUCUUUGGAGGGGGUGCGAGACCUGACAUUGCCAAGGAACCAGUCAAGACAUUGGAUGUUAGGAACGCGAACAUCAUUGAGCCAAGAUGCUUGAUAUUCAAGAGCAUAUGGGAGAAGGGCCAGACAAAGGACUAG